CAGCUGUUAAAUGUCAAUAAAUGCAAAGAAUUCGGUUAUGUUAUUUCUCCAUAAGCAAAUGAGGUUUUUUUAUGUUUAAUCAUUCUUUAAUAUGUAAAAAUAAGCAGAAUUAUACCAUAAGCAAGAUGUUGGUGAAACACGGUUCUAAAUUAUAACCUAUACAUAGUAACAAUGCUUAAAAUACAGGAAACAGUUCACAGUUCAUAGACCUUUCAUUUUCAUUCCCUCACAAUGAUGUCGAAUUUAUUAUAUGAGAAACGCCCUCUAAAAAAACCGAGGAUAGGUCCCCCUGAUGUCUAUCCUCAGGAACCCAAGCAGAAGGAAGACGAGCUGACAAGCGUAAACGUUAAACAUGGCUUUCCAACAAUGACACAUUUAAAUGACGAAUUCGGCACUGCACGUAAUUGUAAUGUGACCGCUGGCAAGAUUGGGGCAUAUUUUAAUGCGAUCAUUGCAAAAAAGGAAGAAUUAAGUACACUUCCCGAUUCUGGAAGGAAACGCCAGCAAAUCAACCCGAAAGAUAACUUCUGGCCGGUCACUAUGAGAACUAAGAAUGCCAUCGAGGCGUGGUUUAAAGAUUUGGCAGGUAGUAAACCACUAACGAGUUUAUCAAAGAAAGCACCAAAUUUUAAUAAGAAAGAGGAAAUAUUUAUGAUGCUUUGUGAACAUCAGGUUCCGAUGUUACGUGCUGCGUGGUUUAUUAAGCUGAGUUCUGCGUACACAGUUGCCGUGUCUGAAGCAAAAAUUAAGAAGCGACAAAUGCCUGAUCCUACUACCGAGUGGACGAGUACGUUACUUAAAUUUUUAAAGGAUCAAAUACCUAAACUACAGGAGUAUUAUUCUCAAACUGAUAAGACUGCAAAUAAUUCCACUACAGGUGUUACAUCCAUUGAUACGGAUCAAAAAGUUGCUAUUAAACAGUGGACAUACUGUACACAGCUUCUGAAAUUCAUGUAUGAGGAAGGAUUACUGGACUCGCAAGAAGUAUUAAACUGGAUAUUAGAGUUAUUAGAAAAAUUUCGUACACAUCCGUCCGAUGAUGGACUCUUACGAUUAUACCUGCCACUCACAUUACAGUAUCUUGAGGAAUUUGUACAAUCCGAACUGUUAUCGCGCCGAAUGGCUUAUCUGUGUACAAAAAAACUAGGAAAUAUGCUAACUAAUGUCGCGGAAAGCAACAUAAUCACAUCUCCGCAAAGUGAACAAAACAAAAACGAUCCGAAAGAGGGAGAGAAAGAGAAGAAAGAUGUUGCACUUGUGACGCCGAUUCAAAGCACGCUAUUAGAGUACCAAAAUUGCCCACACCACAGGGAUUUAGUAUUGCAGCUUAGUACUAUUAUACAAACAAUUACAUUAGAAUGCCCUAGCAGUAUUGUAUGGUGUGGUGCGGGUGUUGGUUCUGUGUGGUACGGUUCUCCUUUAGAUUUAUUACCUAUACUCCCUUCCGCUCUACCGACCCCAACUCGAUGCAAUGCGGCUGUCUACAGGAAACAACUCCAACAAACUGAGCAUAACAUACGAGAGAGGAGUAAACGUGCUGAAGGUCGUUGGUGCAGCGAAAAAUGGCAAGCCUGCUCUACAGGUGUUACAACAACAUGCGUUUUGGCUGCGUUAGAUGCUUUGGAUCGGCAUCGUUUCGAUCGAAUGGACGCUACAAAUUCACUAGAUACUCUUUAUAAUAAAGUUUUCAGUAGCGGAAAUGACCAAGAAAGUGCAGUGGUGAAGCUUCUUUGUGAAUGGGCCGUCUCGCCCGAAAGAACUGGUGAACAUCGAGCGUUAGCUGUCGCGGCUUUGUUGGAUCGUCGACAGUCGGAUAUAUCGUCAUCUACAGAUCAGGAUACAAUCAUUGAUGAUCGAGAUUCGAGUAGCUCAAUGCCUGGUGGACCUCCAAUGUUUCAAUCUUUGCUGAUGAAGUUUUUGGAUACUGACGCUCCUAUACCGUCUCUUGACGACUCUCCACAGAAAAAAACCGCCUUCACAAACUUGGUUCAUUUGUUUUAUGAACUAAUUCGUCGAGAUGUGUUCUCACAUGAUGCAUAUAUGUGCACUUUGAUUUCAAGAGGGGAUCUUUUGGGACAUGAAGAAAGCACUGACAUGACGCAAUCAAAAAUGGAGGAUCAUUCCCAUGGAAUGGAUUAUGACGAUUCUAAAAUAGACGAUGAUUUAGACAAAAUCCUGCAAAACAUAAAGGAGGAUCAACAAAAUUCAAUGGACAUUCCAGACAGUCCGAAAGAUCAUGACCACAGCCAUCAACAGCAUAUGCCGAGCUUAAUGGGACUAGCGCCAAUGGAAAAUGAUCAUAACGGUCACAAAGUAAAACCGUCACGUCAUUUAUUAUACACCAUACAUUUUCCCCUUCCACAAGACGACCCCUUUUCACAACACGAUUGCAACCAACGUCACGUAUUGCUAUAUGGGGUGGGUAAAAUCCGAGAUGACGCUCGUCACAUAGUCAAAAAAAUGUCGAAAGAAAUAUGCAAAUUGUUUUCCAAAAAGUUCAGUAUAGACGUUGCCGAAGGAGGCAAAGUUAAGAAGCACUCACGCAACGAAUUCAAUUUUGAGGCCACCACUCAGAAGUGCCAAAGUUUGAGUUACUUCGAUCAGCACGUCGUAACGUGGCAGUGCAGUGUUACCGUAAUCGAAAUGCUAAAUUCUUUCGCAACUGGAAACUCAAAUUACUUACCCGUUCAAGAGCAUGUGGCCUUCUUGUUCGAUCUGAUGGAGUUGGCUUUAAACAUCUACGGCUUGAUUGAUGUGUGCAUACAAAUACUGAAGGAGCUUCCCGAAGUUGAGGCCCAACUUUUAGCAAAAAACUCAAUCUUAAUGAAAAGUUAUACCACAUCGUUAAGUUUAUAUAUAGUUGGUGUGUUACGAAGAUACCACUGUUGUUUAUUAUUGUCGCCCGAUCAAACCUCGGCCGUAUUCGAAGGACUAUGUCGAGUUGUAAAGCAUGUUUCUAAUCCGUGUGAUUGCAGUUCAGCGGAACGUUGUAUUUUAGCUCACCUUUAUGAUCUCUACUCGUCUUGUAGUCUUUUAAAGGCAAAACCUCACACUGUCGAACCGUUUGGCAAUGCGUAUCCGAAAAUUCGGCAAGCCUUGUACACAGCCCUUCAACCCAUGCCUAAUAAUAGUUACGUUUACAAUCCGCAAUUUAUGCAAGAAGUAUUUACGAAUCCGAAGAAAGGUGGAAAAAUUGAAGGCUCGUGGGCUAGACAAUUAAGUGAGAAUGUGAAUAAUAGGUAUUCAUUUGUAAGUAACGCCAUUAUAUAUGUAUGCCGUGAGACUGACAAUGAACGACUUAACGAUCUGGCUAUUAUGUGUGCUGAAAUGACGGCAUGUUGUAAUUCGUUAGCCUUUGAAUGGUUGGGUGCUUUACUAGCCCUAUGUUGUCCUAUGUCUCAUCCCGGCUAUUACACAGAUGUUUUUGCGCAACUCGACAUACAGGAUAUCAGCAUCCACAAUGCCUUAGCAGUAUUUACUUGUGUUCUUAUCGCUCGACAUUGCUUCUCAUUAGAAGAUUUUGUAGCCCGUAUCGCUCUGCCGAGCCUUUUAAAGGUUAAAUCGUUGGAUAAUAGUGGGUCAUCUGCCGAAGGUGGCAUGCGACUAACGUGUCAUUUACUUUUAAGACUGUUUAGAACUGCCGAAGGUCCACAACCUGGACUUUAUUCUGUAGGAUCUCCUCCCCUGACAGCUCCUAGACCUCCUUUAGGAGUACGAUUAAGUUGUGAUAGGCACUUAUUGGCGGCCGCACAUCGUAAUAUUCAUGUGGGCCCGGUACUUGCCGUUUUAAAAGCAGUAUUAGUUGUUGGCGAUGCAACUGCGAAAGAGGGAACUGAACUGAGUAUUUCGCAUAUUUUAGGUACAAGUGAUUUGCUUAGCGGCGGAGAUGGACCAUCUUCUGAUAUAGUUCCAUCGAGCACUGUAAAUGGUGAAAGCACUGCCUCCUUAUCUGCCUUCGCAUGCCACGUUCUACGAGAAAUAUGCUCACAACAGUGGGUGUUGGAAAGGUGCCUGUCUCAUCCCGAGGAGCUCUGCCAUCCUGACAAUUUACUCGAUCCCUUAUUAUCGCAUUCCCAGGCACAGAGAUUGUUGCAUAUGAUUUGUUAUCCCGACGUGAGUUCAGCAAUUGAAGAGUUGGAUCAGAAAAGCAUGAUUGGUCGCAUAUUAGAGAAUUUGGAGCAGUGGAGUUUACGGAUGUCGUGGUUGGAUCUCCAAUUGAUGUUUAAACAAUUUAAUACUACCUCGUCCGAGCUAAAUCAAUGGCUGGAUACAGUUGCUAAGGCCGCGAUUGAUGUGUUUCAACUGACACCUUCUUCAAAUCCUCACAGUGAAGAGAAAAAAAACAAGCAUCAUAAUUCGAUAUGGUUAGUCGCUCCACUUAUUUCGAAAUUGCCAAGUGCUGUGCAAGGACGAGUUUUGAAGGUUGCCGCACAAGUGUUGGAGAGCGGUGGGUGGUGUCGUGAACAAAAAAAUAAACAGCGUUCCAAUGUUGAAAACCAAAGUUUACUGAGCCAUCAACCAUUUUUAACGUUGGUUCUUACGUGUCUCAAAGGACAAGAGGAGGGUCAAAGAGAAGGGCUGUUAUUUUCCUUACAUUCACAAUUGACCCAGUUGGUGUCAUUGGCCCGUGACGGAAACUUAUUGGAGAUUGUUAGUAAUGAACGGACUUUGGAUGGUUUGCAGUUGAGAUUCUCUCUUGUUGGUGGAGUUUUUGAAGCUAUCCAAAGAAGUUCCACAGCUUUAACUGAUUGGUGUCUGCUUUUGGUUCAAUUGGUAACACAUGGCUUAAUCGAUUUGCACACCCACAAUGAGUUAUUCACAACUGUCAUUGAUAUGCUGGCUACACUUAUACAUUCAGCUUUAGCAUCCGAUAGUCAGGAUGAUGGUAGAAAAAUGUAUCAAAAUCUAAUGAAAAAACUGAAAAAAGAAGUAGGGGAAAAGUAUAGCGCAUCUUUACAGCAUAUUAGACAACUGUUACCAUUUCCUAGGCAAGUAACUGAAGUGAUCGCUGUUGAACCAAUUGGUUGCCUUACCGACAGUAAAGGAAAUAAAAUAAGUUUCGACAGUAUUGAUAAAAAACACGGACUACAAAUGACCGAUCGACAAAGAGUGAGCAGUUGGGAUUUACUUGAGGGUAUGAAGAAUCCGGCUCCGUUAUCAUGGGCGUGGUUUGGUGCGGUAAGAUUAGAACGGCGUCCACUUGCAUGUGAAGAAACAUUUCGAUUGCUGAGAUUUCAUACCCAUAAUUUACAAAGACCUGCCUCCCAUUAUCUGGAUCCACCGCCUCUACCACCAGAAGAUUUAGAACCAAUCCCUGACAAACCUGUUGAUACACCAUCAUCGGUUGAUCAAAGUCCGCACAGUGGCAUUUUAAGCAAAGGACGUGGUAAAGGCCAACGUAGACCGCGCAAAGCAAAGUCCGCAUCUGGACAAAUGGCAAGUGCAGCAGCAAUGGCUAUGACGCAAUCACCAAUGGCGCAGACUCAACCAGGUAUGGCAAUGCAAGGUGUGCAAGGACCUUCUCAGCAAAUGCAGCAUAUGGGACAGUACAAUCAAGGCGCUACUGGAAUGCAACAAGGCCAACAAUUUGGUGCUGCAAUGGGACAACAACAGUGGUAUAAUCAACAGCAGCAGCAACAGCAACAACAGCAGCAGCAGCAGCAACAAGGAUAUUACCCCCAGCAGAUGCCUAAUGUAAAUCGAUUUGAACGCCCUCAACAAAUUAACCAAUCAAAGCAAGCCCUGUCGCUCAUGUUAAAGCAACGCCAUCCGUUAAAUCAAUUUUUGGGACCGGGAGGACAGAAUUCGGGGCCCCCAACUCAAAAUGCCAAUUACGCAACUAUGCAGAGACAGUUUCCACGUCAGCCAAUGAGACAGCAACAUCCGGGAACCAUGCAAUCAAAUCAGGCAAUGUUCCAACAAUACGGAAAUAUGCCCAAUACGAUGAACCAGCAGUGUAACAAUUACGGCAAUCCUGGUAAUAUGAUGCAGGCGAGUUUGCAAAACAAUCCUCAGCUUAUGCAAACGCAACAAACUGGUAUGUUUGGCGGGCAGCAACAAGGCUUCAGCCAGGCGCGAGCUCCACAGCCGGAUUACAGGGGAAUGGCACAGCAUGCGCGACCUCAGUACAUGCAGCAAGUUCCUAAUGUGACAAUGAACGCCAACCUCAAUAAUAUGAACGCUAUGGGCGGCGCGCAGACUGGACCGGCACCGCCAUAUUCGAGGCCUGUCGGACAGGGCAUGCAGGGAGUACAGCAAAACCAGUUUCAGCAGCAGCAGCAACAGCGUAUGAGGCAGCAGAUGAUGGUAAUGCAACAGCAGCAACAGCAACAGAAUGCAGGGUUAGGCGCACAACCUUCGCCUGCACUUGUUGCACAACUCCAACGACAGAUGAAUCCCAAUCCGUAUCCUCCUCAACCUCCACCCUAUAACCCGCCUUAUGGUUAAUUUUCCUACUAUAAUUACAAGUGGUCAAAUUGUCUUGUAUUAAAUAAUUGAUGUAAUGUCUUAAGUAAAUUUUGUGGAGGAGA
Molecule: messenger RNA, 6530 nt
Organism: Photinus pyralis (common eastern firefly)
Lineage: Eukaryota; Metazoa; Arthropoda; Insecta; Coleoptera; Lampyridae
Gene: kto
Product: mediator of RNA polymerase II transcription subunit 12
Exons: 22
Coding region: 232-6447 (2071 amino acids)
Biological process (GO): regulation of transcription by RNA polymerase II
Cellular component (GO): mediator complex
Molecular function (GO): transcription coactivator activity
Source: RefSeq, a predicted model, not a curated record